Penaeus monodon (black tiger shrimp) is the source of this 1469-nucleotide messenger RNA. Its product is annotated as zinc finger protein 239-like. Gene Ontology annotation, molecular function: RNA polymerase II cis-regulatory region sequence-specific DNA binding; DNA-binding transcription factor activity. The record is from RefSeq and is a predicted model, not a curated record. Gene Ontology annotation, biological process: regulation of transcription by RNA polymerase II. The transcript is spliced from 2 exons. Lineage: Eukaryota; Metazoa; Arthropoda; Malacostraca; Decapoda; Penaeidae. The coding region runs from base 362 to 1315 and encodes 317 amino acids.
AAAUGAAGGACAUAUACCAUGGUUUUCAGCUAUUAGUUCUCUCUCUCUCUCUCUCUCUCUCUCUAUUUUUCCUUUUUUUUUUCUCCUUGGACCUCAUCCCUCACCUCAGCUAAUUUUGCAGUCAUUUCUUCCCUCCCUUUCUUUUUCCUUCUCUUCAUCACCCCCUUCUGUCCACUUCCUAAGGUGUGAGAGCCAUGCUGAAAGGAUGAAAGUCUGGCUUUGUAUCAGUCCUGAACAGCCUCCAGGAGCCUUGGGCACAGUGUUCCCUUGGUUAAUCACCUAGCCCUUACCCUUCAUGGGACCCUGAGAGGUCUAGCAGUGUGACAUCUUUGGUUGUAGAAAACCCCAGAAGCAGUGAACUAUGAAGCCAUCUGGAGGACGACCGCAGCCUUAUCUUUGCUUAUGUUGUGGCAAAGCAUUUGCAAAAAACAGUGAUCUAAAGAGACAUACAAUGAUUCACACUGGGGAGAGACCUUUUGUCUGUGAAACUUGUGGUCUUGGUUUUAUUGAGAAUGCAAAGCUUAUUGUUCAUAUGCGACAUCAUACAGGUGAAAGGCCGUUUGAGUGUAAAGAAUGUGGCAAAAGCUUCAUUAAAAAGAGUGAUUUAAAGAACCAUAGUAAAACCCAUUCUGGGGAGAGAAAUUUCAUAUGUGGAGAAUGUGGAAAAGGUUUCCUCAAGAACAGUGAUCUGAAAAGACAUACACGCUUGCAUACAGGAUAUAAACCUUUUGUAUGUAUUGUGUGUAACUUGAGUUUUUCAGAGAGUGGGAAGUUAAGGAAACAUUUAAUGGUCCACACUGGAGAAAAGCCAGUUGAGUGUGAGGACUGUGGUAAAAGAUUUACACAAAACUCUGAUCUUCGAAGACAUAUGAGAGUGCAUACAGGAGAGAGACCAUAUCAUUGCUUACUUUGUAAUCAAAAUUUUAGUCAGAGUCAUACAUACAAGGAGCAUAUGAAGCAGCAUGUGGCUGUGGAGAUGACUGAACCAGAACAAGAAGAUGGGUUUGAUGAUUCUAACCAGAUUAUGCCCUCAGUGAACUUGAUACUAAGCCAGGUAAAUGAUGCAUUACAAAGUCAUGGCGAUAAUGCAUUGCAGGGGCAUGAGGCUGCCUUACUGCAGGCAGAGGGCAAAGCUGGUACAUCUGAUUGUUCUAUGGAUAAAGAUAAUGAUGGUGGUGGAGCAAUUGUACUAAACCCUAAGACAGAAUUAGCUGAGGAAGAAAUGCUGAGCUAUCUAGGAGAAGCAGGUCUUGGGGAUGUGACAGCUGCUGCAACCUCAGGUGUGCCAGUUUAUGUUAAACAAGAAGGGGUGUAAUGAAGACAGGUUAGAAUGUAUUAUUUACAAGUGUAAAUUGUGUGAUAAAUAAACACCUUUACUUUAAUUCAAUCUACUUGAGAAAAAUACUUGUUAUUGAUAUGCACUGUAUGUUCGUGUACCUGUUAUGAGCAGUAAAUCUUCUUUGAAGUAU